Messenger RNA from Procambarus clarkii (red swamp crayfish), 8826 nucleotides. RefSeq lists its product as uncharacterized. The record is from RefSeq and is a predicted model, not a curated record. Lineage: Eukaryota; Metazoa; Arthropoda; Malacostraca; Decapoda; Cambaridae. Gene Ontology annotation, biological process: regulation of transcription by RNA polymerase II. Gene Ontology annotation, molecular function: DNA-binding transcription factor activity; RNA polymerase II cis-regulatory region sequence-specific DNA binding.
UUCAGGUUACAACUUACAAGUUUAUCUCGCUCCUUGUCACCUCCUUCACUACACGCCUCAACUCCAUCUUAAUCCCCGACACUCGGUCUGAUACUAUUCAAGCAGCCGCCGGCAUCCAAGUGAUCCAAGAAAGGAAAAUAGGAAGGAUUAUUUGAAAAGUGGACAGGUACGCCAUUCACCUGAGGCAAUCAGCAGCCGAAACUCCCGCAGCGGCAGGUAGCAGCGGCCCACACCCCUCGCGGCCCUCCACCAACCUCCUCCAGCGCCUACGUCGCUCCUUCCAGCAUGCAAGAUUAAUACUGGGAGCCAGCAACCACCGCUGCAGAAGGGGACAUUACUGACGGGGGGGCUGUAGUGCUGCCUGGUGUGGGUGGACAGGGCCUGCGCGAAAUGCUGGAGCCUGACAGCCGUGUAUAAGAGCCUGGCUGGUGCGUAGAGCCACGUGGUGCCCUGGUGGAGCCCCUGACACGUUCCCCGUGCCCCGGUGGAGCCCCUGACCUGGUGUAAUGACCAUCGGGUCACCAUACCCAGGUUGACAGUGGCUGGCAUGCCAGGGCAGUGAUCAGUCCCGACCUGUGCACUGAAAAGGAUAAAUACACCGGUGUCUUAAUGAUACCAUAUAGCGGAAUAUAGUGAUUGAAUUUGAGUAGACGGUUAAAGAAAUCUUUGAAAAGAGAGUGAGUAAUGUGUGAGGAAGAGAGCCAGCAGGUGUGCAGGCGGCGGACGCAACAAUGAUCGCUCCCUCCGCCGGCCGCCCGCGAUCUCCCGCCUCAUGUCUUCCCGCCCGAGACAUCACCGCUCCACACCCCCACACCGCAGCCAGUCCGCGCUAUUGCUCUCGGGAUAACGUCGACGUACUGGGUCGAUGCGUUUGAUACUAGUGAAGGCAAAGGAGAGAGGGAAAGAGAGAGAGAGAGAAGGCGAGGAAGACGGCUGGAGAAGUCGUCUGGGCGGGAAUGUAACGCAGCCAUUUUGUGGGCUGGUCUGUUGUGGACGCCGUCGUCGUGUAAACAACCUUCAAGAUAUUGAAGUAUGUAGGCUCUCUUCUAGUGGCCCGAAUGAUCACUAAGUUCACACGAAACAUUAAAGAAAAAUUCGUGACAGCCCAAGAACCUGUGAAAUUCAAAGACGUUAGAUUUUAGCCCAUGGUCACGUUACCUAUCAGGACAAAAUAAGGUUGUGAAGCUCAGUGAUACUUUAUUGAGAAUAAUAUUAGUCUGUUGUUGUAAGAGACUUAAGGAUAGUCAUUAUCCAUGGCUUUAAGUGAUGGCUUAAGUUUGUGUAAUAUUCAGCCCUAUUCUUCAAGUACAUUUUCCGUUGAUCUCAUCAGAUGGAGCUGUUUGUGUGCCAGAAAUAUACAUAUUGGAAUUUGGUAAAACACCAAAGAUUGAAAAGUAGCAUGAUAAUUUGCAUUUGUUUAGAUUGUCCAACUCGUAUGCUAAGGUAGGAAUCACUCGGUCUUUUCUCUCUCAAGAGACACUUCAAUUAGUGACAACAAAGAAUUUCUGUACUGGUUGGAAGUAUUUUAAGAAGAUACAUAAUUUUUACAACAUUGAAUAACUAACAAGAAACUUUAAAAGGAAAACCAGUCAAGAUAUGGUAUAGAGCAUUUCAACAAUUACAAAAUUUCCAAAAGUGAUCAGAUGGCUGAAGCAUAUAUUAAACAGUAGAGACUGUUGCACUGAAAGCUUGAGUUGUGGACGAACUGUGAAGGAAUAGGGGCUGGAGACCUGAGAAGUGAUGGAUGUGGUGCUGCCGGCUCAUGAAAUAUACAUCAAAGAAGAGCCUCGAGAGGAUUUACAGGUUAAAGUUGAAGCGGACAAUGAUGGCCAAUGCAUCGAGUCUGACAGUCAUGCACGCACUGUGGCCAACGGCCAUGAAGUUGAGGAGAUGCAGCUUGGGGAUGUUACAUCCUCGGAUGAAGAAACGGAGAAGCAGGUUAAAGUUGAAGCGGACAAUGAUGGCCAAUGCAUCGAGUCUGACAGUCAUGCACACACUGUGGCCAACGGCCAUGAAGUUGAGGAGAUGCAGCUUGGUGAUGUUACAUCCUCAGAUGAAGAAACGGAGAAGCAGGAUAUGCUGGAGUGUCGAAUGUGCAAGAAAAAGUACUCUACCACUGCCUCACUUCGAGCUCACCUGAGCAAAAAGCAUCGGAUUGCCUUGGGGACAUGCUACACUUGUUACCUGUGUGGAGCCAUUGGUCAGUCUAAAGCAACUUUGAAACGACACCUUAUUCGAACCCAUGGUGAACAUAGCAUCCAACAGCCAGAACUCCUUAGAAAGUGCCGUCACUGUGGGCAAGGACUAGCAUCACAAGCAGCCCUGUACAAGCACAUCUCGCUAGCUCAUGCUGAGGAACUCGACCAGUACCACCGCUGUCCAAACUGCCCGGCACUAGUCAGGAGUCGUCCUUCGCUGCUCAGGCACUUCAGUAGAAGCCAUCCAGGAAUCAAGUUCCCAGGACAUGAAGUUCAAAGAUGCCCCAAGUGUGACAUUGAGUUCAGGUCACGUACUGCACUCAAGGUUCACUUCAAGGCCAGACACCCAGAGUUAUUACUUCAUAAAUGCAAUAUUUGCACCUCAUCCUUCAAGUAUUUCUACCUUUUGACUCGUCAUAUCAAGGCAUGCCAUGAAAGUAAACCGGCUCCACCACCUAAGCGCCGGUAUAAAUGCGGAGAAUGUGAGAGAGAAUACUGUGCCAAAUCCCGUUUGGAAAAGCACAUAAAUCACGUGCACGCAAAUCCAGAGAGACGAGUCUUCCACUGCACACUCUGCAACUUGACCUUCUCGUCUAGCAGUCGUAGAGUUCGGCAUUACCGAUCAGUACACCGUGACAGAAAUGCACCUCACUGUAGCGAGUGCACAAUGUACUUUGAAACGGUUGAAGAUUUGAACAUUCACAGGCAAGAGCACAAGAUGAACUGUGCAGUGUGCAACAAAUCUUUCCUUCGACGCGAUUCACUACGGGAACAUCUGUUGAUACACAAUGGACCCAAACUUCCUUGUCCAUAUUGCUCCAAGACCUUCACUCAAAACUCUAAUCUCAAAAGACACAUCCGUAUCCACACAGGUGAAAAACCCUACAAGUGUACUUUCUGCAGCAAAAGUUUUGGUGACAAAUCAGCUUGCAACAGUCACAUUCGAGUUCACACAGGAGCCGAGCGUUGCAUGUGCCACUUGUGUGGUGCAUCUUUCUCAAAACGGCAGAAACUCAACUAUCACAUGCGUAAACACACUGGCCAAGGUCUGCUCUACUGUCCUCUUUGUAUCAAACCAACAACAAAUUCUUAUGCACUCAAGAAGCAUAUAGAGACUCAUCAGCAGGCUCUUGUUCCUGUGUUGCUUAGUAUGGGGAUAUCAUCCCAGGUAGAAGACUGUCAUCAGUUGGCUCUAAAAGCAUUACACGACUUGGCGUCUGCUGCGGUACAGAAUAGCUUAGAUAACCAAAUGAGAAACGCACAUUUUUUAGAUUCUGACACGUGUACUGUAAAUGAAUUUAAUGUUGAUCAUGUUCAGUGUGGUGAUGCUGAAAAUGCAGACGUACCGUGUAAACAUAAACAAACUGAUUGUGAAAUAGAACGUGAGAAGUCUUUAAACUCGAAUGUAAAUCAUGAUCAAAGAAACGAAUUAUCUGGUUUGAGAGCAAACAGUGUGACAAGUAAUAAAGAAGACAUCCAAUGUUGCAAAAGUAUUGUAGAAGGAAUAGUUCCUAGCCACAAGUCACUUACAGAUAAUGUUACAUUAUCUGCGGUAGGAAGUCAGCAAGAUGGAGAAUUAGGAGAAACUGCUCUAAAGAAUGUGCUCUCUGGAGAAAGUGACCCACUCGUGGACAUGCAGUGUUGUAAUAUAAAGUGUGAAGAUUCCAUGGACUUAGAAAGUGAAUCUGAAACUGUAGAAAAACUUGAUAAUCAUUCUUGUGUUGCCUCGCCAAAACAUCUCAUUACUUAUGGAAAAAUAAGUAAGAAAACAUCUGCACCAGAGUAUAAUGAACAGAACACCUUGGACUGUGAUAAUCUUGUUAAAUUUAGGGAUAAUGUAUUUUUGAAGAGACAUCUUAAUAAUAAAGAAGACACUUCUUUGAAAAAACAAAAUCAGAAUGAAUUUUUUGAGGAAGGUAGUAACACUUUGGGUAUAUCUAAUGGAAUAUAUGAGGAGCCAGUGGUUGUCUUGACUCGACUACUUGAGGACAUAGUGGAAUCUCAUUGUAGGCAAACAGAGAUUGAUAGCUUCAAACCCACUCUUGGAGACCAGCUGGUAGAGCAGUGUCUUCAGGUAAUAAUGAAUGACGACGUGAAAAGCGAUGUUCCCAAGGAUGAGGGUGAUGACGUGAGUCUCGAUCUCGGUGUGCAUCACAGUUCUGGCCUUCAUGAUUCGGAUAGAUAUUCUGACCAUGGUGUAAAUAGGAUCAUUGACAAUAAACAUAAGAAGCCUUAUACUGUUGGUUCGAUCUCAUGCCAGAAUUAUGUUGGCGUUGAUACAAAUUAUUCGCAUGGCAUUAGAUUAAGGGAUAUGAAAUUUUUUACUUCGUUAAAUUCUGGAAAAUUAUUAGACGACUCAAAGACUAUUAUUUCUAAUAACAAAAAUAAAUAUGGUGAGAGUGAUUCGUGCAACAUUUCUAGAGAAUCUGUUAUUACCAAUUCCAGUGCUAUUAUUAAUAAGGAAAUAAAUUUGAUUGAUUCAUCGAAGCUUCAUAUUUGCAAGUCCCCUGAAACAUGUGUCAAGAUAUUUUGUUCUUGUCUUGGGGAAAAUUUUGAGCAGCAGCCUACACAUUGCUCAUGCAGGGAUGUCUGCUCGAAAGCUUUCCCUAACAGAUCUGAAAAAGAUGGUAAUAGUAAGCCAGGUGGAGAUGACUCUGGCCUUUGUCUCGAUCUGAGCUUCACAGGAAUGCACACUGCACCACAUCAGGUUAAAUCCUCAAAUUCCUCUGUGUAUGCUCAAAGAGAAUCCAGUCCUGCCAAUGCCCACGAGAGUCGAUCAUCGGGCUACCAUGUGAAUAUAUCUCGGCGGAAGACUGAAAAAUCCAGCUCAAUUGAGGAUUCCGAGAUAUGUUCUGAAAGCAAUACAUCAAAAUUACGAAAGAUCAAACUAUCGGGUUUAUCCAAAAGGGGCAGAAUAGAAUCAAUUUUACGUAGAACUAAUAGAUUUUAUUCUACCUUUAAUGAUUUUGAUGGGGAUAAAGAUAGCCUAAUAACAAAUAUUUGUGAGAAAAGAGGUCGGAUUAUAGUCGCUGGCGACGACAAAGAACACAAUCAAAAUGUACACUUGCCUGAUGAUAUUUCUGGUCGCAACCAUGGAAGAACUGUAGCUCAGUGCAAGGGAAACUAUGAGAGCAUUAGUGGCAUGGGCUGUGAGGGAAGAGAUGUAACUCUAAGUGCAGUUAGAAAGAAUGGUGAUCAGCAGGAUCACCAACGAUUAGUGCCUAAUGCUCAAGAAAGGACAGUAGCCCGAGCAAAGUGGAAAGGUAAUGACACUGAUCAUUCUCUGAAUGAAGAAAGGCAACUGCAGCCUGAUGGGUCUUUUGAAGGAGGUCAAUUUCUAAAGCCAAGAUUAUCUAUUACAUGUGAAGAUAAGGAUCAGUCUACAAGUAUAAAAUUGGAAGAUUUCAAUGGAUCCUCAUCAGACGAUCCUCAUAAAAAAUUGUCUCUUGGGAAUGGGAUUGUCAGCAUGUCGGUAAAGAAACCAGUACCCUCGGUCAAGGUGAAGGAAAUUUCUCACUUACGGAGGAUCAGUCAGGCGGUACCGCCUCGUCCCAUGUGUCCUCUUGUGGAAAAAUCGACAAAGUUUUUUUCAUCUCCCACAGUCAGUGUGUCUUACAAGUCUUAUGUACCUGCUGAGGGCAGCAUUGAGGAAAGGACUUGCGAAUAGAAAUCUUUUUGGAAAGCAUCUCUUGGCGUGUGUCGAGAGCCGAUGAAAGUUUGCCAGUUAUUUUCAAGAGGCACUUCAUUAAUUGGAGAUGGAUAUAUAAACUGAUGCAAUAAAUAUUGUAUAUAAUUUAUCAUUAUUCAUUAUAAUGACCCAAGUGCAUUAAUAAGUAUGGGAAUAAUAAUACCUGUCAUAUGUGCCCCUUGGCUGAUACUGGCAUCACCAUUACUCGACUUAAUGUCAUUAAAAUGUUUGCAUUUCUUAUCUGAUUACUUUUGAUUAACCAGUCAUCAUUUCUCAUUUCUUAGGUCAAGUAGCAGAUUCAUUGAUGUAAAUUAUUAGAUAACUAAUAUGAUAUAAAACAUACACCUCUUAGUUGGCGCCCUUCAAGUUGGGAAUGCACUCCCCAUACCAAAAUUGGGAAAUGUACUCGCCAAAAGGAGGAGGACCUCCCAUGGCAAAAGAAGUACAUUACAGAUAUUAGGAUCUCCAGUUCAAUUUUAAUGCUUCAUUAUCUACGAGUAAUGAGUAUGUUACUUUGCAAUCAUUACGAGUAAUGAGUAUGUUACUUUGCAAUCAUUACGAGUAAUGAGUAUAUUACUUUGCAAUCAUUGCAAGUUUUUCUUUAGAGUUCACUUGUUAAUACUUACAUCUUCCAUAUCUCUUCUGCUCUCGCACUCCCUUUUCAUAUUCAUUACUGCUAAGUUUCAUCACUUGUAUCAUCCGUCAUGGUCACUUCCUCCUUUACUAUUAUACCGCUUAAAUUUCAUGGCAUUCAUUUUCUCCUUAAUCAUGCCAUGGGCUUCAUGGCAUUCAUAUGAUACUUUUUCAAAUUCUAGGUAGGUCUUGCAGCUCCAUCUCUCGACAAUUCCUUAAAGCCAUCACUCUGCUUAUCCAUCAUUACUCAGCAUUUCACAUGUGGAAUUCAGAUUUAUAUUAAGGUAUGGGCAUUGUUGAUUUUGAGUUUCACUAUUUUUGUAAUUAUAUUUUAUGUUUUGUAUAUACAGUACUGUACAUAUAUAUUGUAGUUGUUAAAACUUUUUGUGAUUUCCUAAUAUGCAGGAUAUAUUUUUAUAGAACCAUAGUAGUAAUUUAGAACUUGAAAACUAGACGACUUCCCCGUUCAAUACUACAGUACGUAAACUUUCGUGAUGGAUUUGUUUACGUAAACUUUCAUGGCAGAUUUGUUUUGACUCUGUAGUAUCAGAUAGGAAUAUUUUUAUGUUUUGGUGUACAGAGAAAUAAAUACUGCUAGAUCUUGGAGUAACAUUUGUUAAGGUGCUAAAUGCGUAGUGCAAUAUAUGAUGUUAGCUCUAGUGUUUGAGGAAUGAGUGACAGUACUCUUGACACAACAUUUACUUUUUUAUUCAGGAAGUUUGCUGCUCAAAAAUUGUUCAUGGCUUUUAAAAACUUCCAAAUGAAGAAAAUAUGUUUUUGCUUGAGAUAUCUAUUUAACGGAAGACUUGUCUAAUGCCGACUGAAGCACACUUUUUGACAUGUGAACUGUGUGGCUUGCCCGUAUUGUCUGUCUUGGCCUGAUUGUCAUUGUGUAUUGAUCCUGCAAUUGGCAUUUAUGCAGGAUCCCUCGCAGAUAUUUUCUCUGAACACCUAUUUAUCCUACGUGAUCUCGUGAUGUAAAAUGUAUGCACCGUGACUACUACUUACAACAAAACACUGCUAACAAAAUUUUGUCUUCAAAUGUACCAAUUCACAUAAGAGCUGUAAAUUAACUUUGUGUGUGUAAUUACCUAAGUGUAGUUACAGGAUGAAAGCUAUGUUCGUGGUGUCCCACGGGACACACACACCAAUGUGUGUGUGUAAUAUAUAUAUCCACUUCGUAAACUUUUCUGAUGCAUUGAAUGCAUUCAAAGGAGCAGGUAACCAAAUUUAUAACACUCGACAAAUCUCACAAUUUUCAUAUGCAGCUCUCAAAGGUAUAGAAAGAGUGAGUGCUACAAAUUAUGUAUUUUUUUUAUCCUGUACUUCAAAAGUACAGCAUAUUUUUACUUGUGUAUUAUGAAACUUGUCAUGUAACUAAAAUCCAAAAUCUAGAAAUGCCCCAAAAAUACAAAGUAUUAAAAAUAUUCUAUUCUAUUAAUAUUCAUAAAAUACCAUUAAUUCUGAAACAAUUUUUUUCACUCAUUUUAAAAAGUAAUGUUCCUUCAUCAAAUUACUUUCCAUGUAUACUUGUAAUUGUUUUGCUUGGCGAGUACAAAAUAAUAAGCCAAUGGUUUUUAACUCUCUCCAUCUCUAUGUAAUGUUGAAAAUUAAUAGUCAAGUAUAUAUUAUUGGGCUGUCAAUGACCAAUUAAACCCUCAGCCAUAAGUUUGGCUAGAAUGGGGAAUAAGAGUAGUGUGUAAAUACUCAAUGAGCCUAGUGUCCAAUAAUGUUUGAUUUUAGAUACUUGACUGUACUGGAAGACUUGCCUUUUACUGUAUUUGCUGACAAAGCUAAACGUGUACAAAAGGCAGUGAAACAGUAUUGGGUUUAUAAUAUAUUUUGGCAUACAAUAAGAGAAUAUAGGUAGCAGAUACAGUGGAAUGGAGCGGUGAGUAAAUGGUUUAAUCUGUAAGAAUAUCUGAUGCAGUGAAACGAGUGUAGGAGUUCAUACUUGUGCUGUGUCCACGUCGUUUAAAUUUAUUUUGCCACCGUCGUGCACCAACUUUCCUCACCAUGCUAUAACUAUACUGUGUUUAUAUUGGGAACUAUUGCAAGUAUGCACUUUAGUUCAGAAAUGACUUUUGAAAAAGAAUAAAAUAAUUUUAAAGGAAGGGAAUAAAAAAAUUAUGUAACCAAGCACAGCAUAGGCUUUAGGUUUCGAUUCCUUCCUUUCCCCUCCUCCCCUCCUUUAAACUCCUUUCUAAACACCACUACCCCUACCACUAAAAUCUCUCUUUUUGCAGACUGAUGUUUACUCUCUUGUUGGUAAAAAUGCUUCACAUUGCCUCAACCCAUGUCCACAAA